Neurospora crassa OR74A is the source of this 3500-nucleotide messenger RNA. RefSeq lists its product as hypothetical. The record is from RefSeq and is a predicted model, not a curated record. The transcript has 2 exons. Lineage: Eukaryota; Fungi; Ascomycota; Sordariomycetes; Sordariales; Sordariaceae. The coding region runs from base 585 to 2642 and encodes 685 amino acids.
UUUCUACAUACUUCUCGUCUUUCUUCUCUUUCUUCUCACAUCUUGCUGGACUCUUCACAUUCAGAUCUGUUGCACACGACCGUCCUAAGAUCGAAACAUACAACCUAGAUCCCGGCUGCCUCAGUUGAUCUGAUCGGAGGUCAGCCCAGAGAGUGGAACAUCAAGAGUCCUGGAGGAGAGAAGAGUGGCGCUGUAUCCACACUUUCCUUCCCGGGGGGCUGGCACCGACAAGCGAAGAGAAGCGAAGCGCGCGAUCCUUUGACUAAAACCACUUUAACUCUUGCAUCUUUCUUCGUUGACUCACCGAAACCAUAUUCCCAUACAUUAGGUUUGUUUUAUUACUCGGUUUUCGUUGUUCUUUCGUCGGCGAGGCACACCUAUACCCCUCACAUACAAGCGCCGGCGCCGAAAGACCCGCCAGCGCCAGCCACGAUCGAGUCAACCACUGGCUGGGAAUAACACUCGAUAACUCCAGGCGUGGUACCCCGCUAUUCACAACGCCUACAGCACCUCUUGGUCCUUUCCAGGUCCGGCAUAUCAACACUACAACACAAAAAGACGAUACAUACCUACCAACCGCCAAGAUGCCAGGCGAAGAGAUUAUCACCAUUGUCAACAAUUCGGGCAAGAUCAUCAGCACGGGGAGGCAGCUGAUGGGCAUCUUCAAAGAUGCUAAAGCUACAUACCGUGAGAGGAAAGAAGCCGCAAGGGCGGAGCGCGACUUCCAGAACGGCAGCUAUUCCUCCGGCCGAUCACGGGGAGAAGUCCACAUCACAGUUCCUCGUGGCCGACAAUACGAUGAAUACGACUCCCCGGGUCCCAUCAAGACGCUCGAUGGCGGCAGCAUCAGGGAUCGUAAGCUUAUCGGCAACAGCAGUGGGCGCCGCAAAUCCCACGAUGAUGACACCCGUUCCUUCGCUUCUCGCUACACCUCUACUUCGCGCAGCAAGUCCCACCGCAAGCGAUCAUCGUCUCAAGCGCCUAAUCCCUCGACAGCCCUAACAGAGGGAAAUCUGAAAACGUACACGGAAAUAUCGGCAACGGCGCCGUCAAAGCCACCAAAGGGGUACAGCAAAGACCUAGAACUCGCCAGGCGACCAAGUCUGAACCACGCCAACACCAUGCCUGCCAGCCCGACCUUCGACGUGGCCGCUUCGGGCAGUCGUAGUCGCAACCCCUUUCACCGUCGCCAAACCGAAACCCCAUCCUCGUCCAAGAACAAGAACAGAGACCGGGACCAAGACCUAGCCUACGGCGACCUUCCUCCUGACCUUCACCUGCGCGACGACCUCAACCGCGGCCGUUACCGCUCCUCCCAUGACAGCAUGAAUCACUCCUACCCCGUCCCGCCUCAGGGCAUCCCCACGUUCGCCCCCGACUUCACGCCCCAGGAACCCGAACAGAAGGAAGCGCUGGAUCUCAUCUCCCGCAUCGAAUCCUUUCUCCUCGAAGCACACUGCGUGCAGGCUUCAGCGUCGUGCAUAAUUGAAAAUCUGCAGCAGAACCCGGAAGCCGCGGCGGCUGUGGCGCUGUCGCUGGCCGAGCUUAGUGCGAUGAUUGGCAAGAUGUCACCUGCCUUCUUGGCAUUCUUGAAGGGUGGCAGUCCGGCCAUUUACGCCUUGCUUUGCUCGCCGCAGUUCUUGAUUGGUACCGGCAUUGCGGCCGGAGUGAUGGUGGUCAUGUUUGGCGGGUGGAAGAUCAUCAGGAAGAUCACGCAGGGGAAUGCGAAGCAGAAGGAGGCGGCGGUGGAGAUGAAUGCGGUUUCUGGGAAUGGGACUGCUAUGGGUGCUAUGGGAUUUGAUGCGGGGGCAAGGGCAGGUGCUGCUGCGGGAGGGCAUGAGGAUGCGUUGGUGUUGGAUGAGGAGUUGAGCACGAUUGAGUGCUGGAGACGCGGGAUUGUGGUGACGAGUGAGGAGGAGGCGGAGGUGGAGUUGAGGAGUCCGGAGGCGGAUAAGGCGUUGAAACAGAAGUAUAAGGAGGAGGUGGUGGAGGUAAGUCCAGAUGAUUCGGUUUCUCAGGUGGGAUUGGCGAGACGCACGACGGUGAAGAAGGAGCAUAAGCCGAGUGGGUUGAGGGAGAGGUUGAGGGAGGCUGUCGGUGGACAUUCUGAUAAGGAACGGGAUGGAAAGGACAAGGAGAGGGAGAGAGACAGCAAAGACAAGACCAGCAGCAGCAGACGCCACCGCGACGAUCUCGACAUUCCCGACCGCAAAUCCUCGCGUGACAAGAAGGAUAAAGCAACAAGCGAAGUCGGCGCCUCCUCUCAAGUCUCCUAUCGCAGCUCUCGCUCUCACCGCACAAGCGCUCGCAGCGAAGCUGGCGGCGGCUCCUCAUCGCGUUCGAAACUGGACAGAGAGAGAGAGAAGGACACCAAGGAUAGAGAGCGAAAGUCGGCCUCGAGAGUCGGCACCAGCAGCAGCAAGGAGGCGAAUCUGGAUGAUGGAGACAGCGCAAAGAAGAAGGGCAACAUGAUUAAGUCGUUGUUCAAGAAGAUGAAGGACAAGGAGGAUGAGAAGAUUGCCACCAAGGAGAGGGAAGAGAGGCGCGAGAGAGAUGGGAAGGAUAAGGAACGGGAGAGACGGACCUCCAAGGAGGGACAUGGAGAGCGUCAUAUGAGAAGGGCGGCGAGUGUCGCGAACUAAGGCGUAGGUCAUGAUGGGAUAAGCAAUGAUUUGAGAUGAACACGGAUAUGAACACGAUACAUGUAAGAGAUGGAAUUCUGGCAUUUUUUUAUUUUUUUUUGGCUGGCAAGAGGUGGGACUUGGGAUUACGGGAUGGGAUUGAUGGGAUCAAUGGGCUUGGACAUCGGGAUACAGGGCAGUCGCCACCGGAGCAAUCAACAACAUGUGCUGGACACGCAGCCGCGGCGGAAUUCCAACAGAACAUGAUGGGGCAGGAACCACGGCGUAUGAGGGGAUUGGUGUUGGUUUCCUUCUUUCAUUGUCUUCUCACAGAUUGGAUAAGUCCUUGUCAUUUUUUGGUCGAUACCUACCUAUCGCACUGGUUGAUUUCAUGUUCCUUUCUUCUUUCCCUCUUCAUCAUACAAAUGAACACAACCAGUGAUCCACACACCGCAGAAUUCAGAUGUGAUCUAUUUGCAACUUGUUGUUGUCGAGCGUGCUGUGCACAGGGAAACAACGAAGGGUAGGAGAUGAGACGCUCAAGAACACCGAAAUCCCAUGUCAAAAGCACGAAGAAUCACCAUGACACCCAGUCUCCCGGCCAAAAUACGACAUCCUCUUCCAUCAAUGCGCAUACAUUUCCAUCCGAACGUCUGCAGCAAAAGUCAGACCACACGAAUCGGAUGGAGAGGUAUGUUAUUUCAGAAAUUUCAUGGCUCUGACGAAACCAAUAUGCAAAGAUCUAGCCCUGCCUGCAGCUGCACGACUCCUGAACUUGCGUUUCUCACACCUUGACGCUCUUCAUGGAGUCCUUACAACGAUUUUUGCAAAGGAACGGCUAUAAGCGACUCGAUAUCGAACAUGGAUGUGUCAUCUUAC